AUGGGUAGCCGUGAUUCUCUGCUAAUUUUAAAUUCAGAUUUUUAUCAUUUUAAGCAUUUAAUAACACCUGUUAAAUGGCAGAAAGACCCCUUUCAGCUGUGAAUCAAGCUAAUGCUCUAAAUAAUCUGGUCGCCAACAUUUCUGUGAAGCUACCGUUGAAGGUAGCAGAUUAAAAGUGACAUAACGCGACAACUGGCCGUCAUCUCUGUCCGUCUUUUAUUUUAGCUGAACCGAGGCUGUACGUUUUAAAUCGGUUCUGAGAGAGAGACUAAACUCCUAGGCAGAAGAAAUCGCCAUGACAGGAGGAUGAUUAAAAUGAGCAUCACGCAGGUGCUUAGGGGCACUUGCGUCGUUUUUAUGUGCACGCGUGGUCGUCAGUGUUAAGAGUUAGCACGUUUAGGCGAGAUCAGUUGGACGUUGUCGUUGGCCAUUUGGUUUAUUAUAGCUAGCUUAGACCGGUUCUGUGGGGCCGGUAACGUUCUGCUGGUCCACCGGAGACGGCGCGCGACCUUGAGGACGCAGCUAUGGAUCUGACGCGGUUGGCUGUGGAUGCUGGUCAGUUCAUCAACAGAGCUGUUCAGUACACCGGAGAAAGUCUUGGUCAGACCGAGAAGACUGACUUGGACCCCGGGCUGGAGGGGCUCCUGGCCCGGGCAGACGCCACCAAAACCUGGACGGACCAAAUGAUCUCCCAAACGGAGGUUUUACUUCAGCCUAGUCCAGGAGCUCGGUUAGAGGAUCGGCUUUAUGAGCAUCUGGAGUGGAGCGUCCCACCUCGGCCACGUGCAAAUGAGCUACUGGGAGAUCACAUGACCCAGGCUGGGAUGGAGAUUGGAUCAAACACACCUUAUGGAACAGCGUUGAUAAGGUGUGGAGAGGCCCAGAAGCAGCUAGGAGAGGUAGAGAGGAAGUUUGUCCAAAGCACCAACAUUCACUUUCUCACUCCACUGCGGAGUUUCACUGAAGGGGAAUACACAGCCAUACAGAAUGAGCAUAAGAUGUUGGUGAACAAGCGUUUGGACUUGGACAUUGCCAAGAGUAGGCUGAGAAAAGCCCACGAGGCUGACCGAGAGGCCAGAAACCUGAAUGCAAACCCACUGGAAGACGACUAUGUGUCUCAAGUCUCCUACAUGUUCAGCUUCCUGCGUGUUAAAUGGCUAAAGGUAUGGGCUCAGGAAAUCUCUCAGGCAGAGAUGGAGCUGAGGAUCUGUCAGAGUCUUUUCGAUCGACAGACAGAAAUUAUAAGACGGGUUCUGGAAGGAAUCAGCGACACUCAUACCAACCACAUGCAGAUUCUUAUGGACUUUGUGGAUGCUCAGGCCUCUUACUUUGCUCAGUGCAACCAACAAUCUCAGGAACUCCGAAGACAGCUUGCGAGUAUUCCAGCGGUCUUCUGCUCCAAUAACUGGCAAUCAGUAGGUAAUAAUGCUGUUAAUCAGCCAUUAAUUAGCAGCCAUGUAGCUAAUGAGCCUCUUGGGUUAGAUGAGAUCACUCCAAUGCCCGUAACUGUCCACCAACUUCCAGACUUCAACCAGGACUCAUGGACUGUAAAUUCACCUCCCAAAACUGAAGUCCAACCCAACUACAAAAACAAUAAUAACAACAUUUUCUCCACUCCCAGUCAGGCAAACAAUCACCCUUCAGCAGUUACCUGCUCAUCAUCCCACAGGCGAACACUCAGUCAAACCAUUACAUCAAAACAAAGAGAUGAGCUGCAAGCACCCAGCUGCACGAGCAGUGCAUGUGAGACGACUAACAGGCCGAGUUCUGCUGUUCCACCAUAUGCUCAGUCUGUCAGUGCAACAGCUUCAAUAAACAAUGGAACCGGCAGAGUGACAACAGCAGCUUGCCCACCUUUACAACCCAAUGAAACGCCAAGUGAGUCUCAGACAGCAAAUUUAGUAGCUACUGAGACUGUGACGCCCAACGGUGUGGCUGCCGAUCCCUAAACAACCAAUGAAACACAGAGCAGCCUGUCGUUAAUGGAGAGGACGUCCAGAAGUCAUCAUCAGACAGACUGGAUGUGGUUCAGUAGAUAUGAGGGUGUAUUUGACAGCGUGUCAGCUGGUACUGAAAUUGUUUGGAGCUUUAACUGGUUCUGUCUGGUAUUGUAGACCCUGGCAUCCAGUUUGUAUUAGCAAGAUACACAAUCGUUGUAUAGUAACAUCUACUUAAUCCCAUAGAGAAGAAUGUGAAGUGGUUGUGAAAGAGCUUUUUUUU
Melanotaenia boesemani (Boeseman's rainbowfish) is the source of this 2220-nucleotide messenger RNA. Its product is annotated as endophilin-B1-like. Lineage: Eukaryota; Metazoa; Chordata; Actinopteri; Atheriniformes; Melanotaeniidae. The transcript has 10 exons. Bases 525 to 1949 code for a protein of 474 amino acids. The record is from RefSeq and is a predicted model, not a curated record. Gene Ontology annotation, cellular component: cytoplasm. Gene Ontology annotation, molecular function: protein binding.